AGCGUGCCUGCACGGCCGGAGCGCACCGAGUGGGAGGCGGCAACCUGCACCGACAAUCACAGAGAAUCCUCAUAGUUGUUAGCUGUUUGUUCUGAUCAGAGGAAGACAUCAAGGAGGCUCAGGACGAAAAAAAUGGAAGAUGAGAGCAAGAUGAAGAUGAAGGAGAGAUUUGGCCUGAGGCGGGACAUCUUUAAGGAGUUCCUGGCGGAAUUUCUGGGGAUAUUUGUCCUGAUACUCUUUGGAUGUGGUUCAGUGGCCCAGACGGUGCUGAGUAAAGGGGCUCUCGGAGAGCCCUUAACCAUCCACAUUGGUUUCACUCUGGGAGUCAUGAUGGCUGUCUACAUGGCAGGGGGGGUGUCAGGAGCCCAUGUCAACCCUGCAGUCUCUCUGGCCAUGGUAAUCCUGGGGAAGCUUCCUAUUAAAAAGUUCCCUGUGUAUGUGGUGGCACAAUUCCUGGGGGCUUUUGCUGGAUCCUGUGCUGUCUAUGGGUUGUACUAUGAUGCUUUGAUGGAAUAUACCGAUGGAGAAUUUACUGUUACUGGUGCAAAUGCCACAGCCAACAUAUUUGCAUCAUAUCCUGCAAAACAUCUCUCCAUCCUAAAUGGGUUUGUUGAUCAGGUUAUUGCCACUGCCGCGCUGAUCCUGUGCAUCCUGGCCAUCACUGACAAGAAGAACAUCGGUGCUCCUAAAGGCAUGGAGCCUCUGUGCAUCGGCCUCAUCAUCAUGGCCAUCGGGGUGUCUAUGGGUCUGAACUGUGGAUAUCCCAUCAACCCGGCACGGGACCUCGGCCCUCGGUUCUUCACAGCUGUGGCCGGGUGGGGGAUGGACGUAUUCAGAGCUGGAGGGUGCUGGUGGUGGAUCCCCGUGGCAGGACCCAUGGUGGGCGGAGCAGUCGGAGCAGGUGUUUACUUCCUUUUCAUUGAUCUGCACCAUCCCCAGCCAGAAAAACUGGACGAGAAAAAUGACCAGGACAAAUAUGAAAUAAUAACUAUGACUUAAAACAUAAAAUACUGAUUCAACAACUAAUGUUCACCCUCAAGAGGCAAAACAUAUUUAAAAUAAAUAUACAGUUAGUGUUUUACCACAAAACUGACUACACAAUAUUUUAAUAAUUUAUAAAAUACGCAAAAUGUUUUAUAAAGCCUUUUUUCGUAGACAAUCUGGUCUCUUUCAGGUUCCUAGUUUUAUCUGCAUCUGGCUUUUUCAUAUAUCAAAAAUAUGAAUCAUAUCCUCUUUAGAUAUCAAGUUUAAACUACCUGAAAUAACCCAACCUACUUUGGAGAUUACUAAUUAUUUGCCAAGUUUUAUGUACAGCAUUUUGAUUUUUACAAUUGUAUACCCAACAAACAAGGGGAUUAAAUAUAUGUAGCAAUUAGGAACCAGUUGAUUUGUUGAUUAGUUGAUUGGUCCUUUAUAUUACUUUAGCCAACAUCUUACAGUUAUGAUGUGUUUGGUGGAGUGACUUCUUUAUUCUGUUUCACUUCACCCCUUGCUCAUGCAUUGAAAAAGUGUGAUUGAUUGCUUUAUCUUGCUUGCAGAAUUGUAUUUUUUUGGAACAAAUUUAUGUAGCAAAUCAAGCCUUAAUCAUUUUUGGGCAUUUCUUACUUUUCACUCAUCUUCAUAAUUCUGUGUCUCACAAACGUUCUGUCAUUUUGCUGUUUUGCAAACGUACAAACACCCUUUAUAUUGAACAGCCAUAACUUCACAUGAGACUUUCGCAAACAUCAUUGAAAUCCUUGAUGGAUUGUGUCAGUGCACAUGCUGUAUCAGGGGCAAUAUGCAAACACUGACUGCCUGUUUACAUUUAAAACUCUUCUGAGGUCAGGUAAAAGAAAUGUAACGCAAAAGGACACUGAUUCAAAAUGUAAAAUGGGCUUUCCUUUUUUAAUUGUGUUUGUGUGAUACAUUUUUAGGAUAAAACUAACCUGUUGUGAGAGCAACAGGUUGUGUUUGGACCUGUUCUGAUGUUAAUGCGGAUAUAUGAGAUGAACAUGCAUUUGUACAUAAAGUAAUUGUAAAACUGUUUUGCAUUGCACUGAAUGUCUUUUUACAACAUAGGCACUUGUUUAGCAACGUGACAAUCACUUCAAUUUAGCUUGCUAGAUUUAAGUUUGAGAAAGAGAAAAAUGUGAACCAAGUCAGAGGAAUAACUAUUAUACUUUACACCCUGUAAGUGUUGUUUGAAUAAUGAUAAUUAAAGUUUGCAUGUUUGAUAAGCAGUUAAGGGUGAAGUGAAGUACAUUAUGUUUCUCACUGUUGCAAUCUUUGACGUCAGUGUUUCAGUCCUGAGUGUCAGCCAGUCAGGACCUUAGGUGUUAAUCUUUAAAUCUUUAUGUUUUUGUUGGUGUUGGUUAUUUGCUUUUUUAUAAAAUAGUUUAUUUGUCUUUAUCUGAAUGAAUCCAUUUUUGGUUUUUUUUUGUUCAGUGUAUCUCAAUGUUGAAUAAAGUUUGUGGAAAUGA
Molecule: messenger RNA, 2459 nt
Organism: Eleginops maclovinus (Patagonian blennie)
Lineage: Eukaryota; Metazoa; Chordata; Actinopteri; Perciformes; Eleginopidae
Gene: aqp9b
Product: aquaporin 9b
Exons: 6
Coding region: 133-999 (288 amino acids)
Biological process (GO): glycerol transmembrane transport; water transport
Cellular component (GO): basolateral plasma membrane; plasma membrane
Molecular function (GO): glycerol channel activity; water channel activity; urea transmembrane transporter activity
Source: RefSeq, a predicted model, not a curated record